CUUUACCGGAAGCGCCCGGAACCCUGUGAGCCUCCCGUCAGUCACGCAGGGUGCGCCCUUUCCUGGCGGAGACCGGGCCCUUGUCUUCUGAUUCGUUCCCUUCCCACCUGUAGAUGGACCAGAGUUGUAGAGUGAUUGUGAGCUCGUUUCAUUCCCAGAGAACACCUCACACAGACCUGCUUCACAAUCCUCACUAAUCGGUGAAGCAGAUUAUGGAGGAAGCCGUCACCAGGAAAUUUGUUCACGAAGACAGCAGCCAUAUUGUUUCCUUCUGCGCUGCGGUGGAAGCCUGUAUCCUGCACGGGCUGAGGCGACGAGCAGCGGGCUUUCUGCGUAGCAACAAGGUCGCGGCGCUCUUCACAAAGGUGGGGAAGAGCUUCCCCCCGGCGGAGGAGCUGUGCAGGAAGGCCCAGGAGCUCGAGCAGCUCAUUGAGACAAAACGAAGCCAGAGCCUUCAGAGUCAAGACAGCAUUCGCAAGAUGCCUCGGCUGCCCAGCCUGGCCCCGCAGGGCGUCAAGAGCCUGUGGAUCCGCACGGCGCUCUUUGAGAAGGUGCUGGACAAGAUCGUCCUCUACUUAGUGGAAAACAGCAGUAAGUACUACGAGAAGGAGGCGUUUCUGAUGGACCCGGUGGACGGGCCGAUCCUGGCAUCGCUGUUAGUUGGACCCUGUGCUCUGGAGUACACCAAGAUGAAGACCGCCGACCACUUCUGGACCGACCCGUCCGCUGACGAGCUGGUGCAGAGGCACCGCAUCCACGGAGGCCACUGCCGACAGGACUCCCCCACCAAGAGGCCCGCGCUGUGUAUCCAGAAGCGCCACUCCAGCAGCAGCAUGGACGAGCGGCCCUCUCCCUCGCCCUCGGCUCGCGAAUACGUGGAGUCGCUGCACCAGAACAACCGGGCGACGCUGCUGUUCGGCAAGAACAACGUGCUGGUGCAGCCGAGGGACGACAUGGAGGCGAUCCCCGGAUACCUGUCUCUGCACCAGGCGGCCGACAUCAUGACGCUGAAGUGGACGCCCAAUCAGCUCAUGAAUGGCUCCGUUGGAGACCUGGACUACGAGCGCAGCGUGUACUGGAACUACGCCAUGACAAUCCCUCUAGAGGACAUCGUUUACGUCCACUGUCAUCAACAAGUGGACAGCGGGGGGACGGUGGUGCUGGUCAGUCAGGACGGCAUCCAGAGGCCUCCGCUCCGCUUCCCCAGAGGAGGUCACCUGCUCCAGUUCCUCUCCUGCCUGGAGAACGGCCUGCUUCCUCACGGCCAGCUGGACCCUCCGCUCUGGUCCCAGAGGGGAAAGGGAAAGGUGUUUCCUAAGCUGCGGAAACGGGUUCCUCAGGGGUCUGGUUCCACGGAGUCGUUCUCCGAUAAGGAGGAGGACGAGGCCACGGACUACGUCUUCCGCAUCCUCUUUCCAAACAGCCAGUCCGAAUUUGCGACUCAGCCGGAUCUGAUGGACCAGGGAGCCGCGCUGUGGCAUCCCACUCUCAGGAAGUCCUCGUGUUCCUCCUGCUCCCAGGGGAGCUUCUCUGAGGGGAUGACGUCCAAGGGAUGCAACCACGAGAGGACUCCACUGAAGCUGCUCUGCGACAACAUGAAGUAUCAGAUCAUCUCCCGGGCUUUCUACGGCUGGCUAGCGUACUGCCGCCACCUCUCCACCGUGCGCACACACCUCUCUGCCCUCGUCAAUCACGCCAUCGUGGCGCCGGAGGUGCCGUGCGACGCUUCCAAAGGCUUCACCGCCGACGUGUGGCAGACGUUCCUUCAGGACUGCAAGGCCUUCAAGGAGCAGGAGCUGCUGCGCCUGGUCUACUUCGGCGGCGUGGAGCCCUCGCUGCGGAAGGAGGUGUGGCCGUUCCUCCUGGGACACUACCAGUUUGGGAUGUCACAAGCAGAGCGGGACGAGGUGGACGAACGGGUCAGGGCGCUCUACGACCGGACCAUGCGCGAGUGGCUCGGCUGCGAGGAGAUCGUCCGCCAGCGGGAGAAGGAGCAGCACGCUGCGGCGCUGGCAAAGUGCUCCUCUGGGGCGAGCAUGGACGGCGCUGGUCAGAAGAUGGUGCAUCAUGACUCCACCGUCAGCAAUGAGUCCUCCCAGAGCUCAGACAGGCAGAGCCUCGCUCACCUGCAGAGCGACUCCAGCAGCAGCACGCAGUUCUUCACGUCCUCCCAUCCCUUCCCCUGGAGUAGCCUGCUUCCCUUUGGCUUGUUCUUUCAGGUGUUUGAGUCCGUGGAGGAGGUGGACCAGAUCGAGACCGAGGCCAAGAGUGAAGAGGCCAAACAGGUGCCGAAGAUGCCCAACGGAGCGCUGCAGAACGAGACCAGCUCUCCUGACUCCGGACACCCGUCCUCACGCAACUUCUCCAUUACCUCCGGCCUGUCGGACGGCUCGCUGAGCACAGAGGACGGCGCCGCGCCCGAUGCAGGCCAGAAACCUGCGUGUGUGCCCCCGGCAUCGCAGAGCCCUGUCAAACCUGCAGAGAGGGAGAGUGGAGGUCAGACAGAGGGCAAAGAUCAGGAGAAAGAGAACGCAGUCAGAGAGCAUGCCAAGGCAGAGGCUGUUCAGCCGUUAGAAGAGGGGCUGCAACCUGAAACACAAGGAGUAGAUGAGCAGUCAGAAGCCAAGAAUCUAGAGGACGCCAAGAUUGAAUAUAAAGACCAGGAUUCAAGCACUAAAGGGAGUCGAUCUAUAGAUUCUGAGGAAAAAGGAAAACGUGUUGGUACUGAUACAGAAUCCAAACGAGGCCUCGUUGAGCAAAGUGUUCACACCUCAGAAGUGAGGACUGAAGGCUCGUCGAAGCUCCUGCAAACCGAUGUGGAAAAGAAUAAAGAAGAUAAAUUAAAGACAAUUAACCCACAAGAGGUUCUACUGGUGGAAGGAAAAGGAACUGGAGUGGGAAAGGAUCUCGAUUUCCCAACAGACGUGAGGGCGUCGAGGGGAAGAGACGCGUACUUGGCCUCUCAGAAGGACGAGCCCCAGGUGAUGACGGAGUCUGAUGAGUCUCCUUCAGCCAUAGAAAUGGAGGAGAUCCCCAAAGCCAAAGUGUCCAUGGUGCCUUGGAGCAGGAAGGGACUUUGUGAAGCCUCUUCCUCUGAGGACUCAGCCCCACACGCGGAGCUCAAGCAGCAGGAGCGAGGCAAGCUCAGUCCAGAGGGCGCUGAGUCGCUCCUGUCCGAGGAGCCUGAGAUGGAGAGUCUGUACCCGCACUUCGACGCUGACGCCACGAAGGCAGUGGGCCCUCAAGGCUCCGCCGGGAGCGGCUUCUCUCAAGAACUUUUGGACUUGUACACGUUGAACCUGCACCGCAUUGAGAAGGACGUCCAGCGCUGCGACAGGAACUACUGGUACUUCACACCAGCCAACCUGGAAAAACUGCGCAACAUCAUGUGCAGCUAUAUCUGGAGGCAUCUUGACAUCGGGUACGUGCAGGGCAUGUGUGAUCUGCUGGCGCCACUUCUAGUCAUUCUAGACGAUGAGGCCAUGGCUUUCAGCUGCUUCACCGAGCUCAUGAAAAGGAUGAAUCAAAACUUUCCACAUGGUGGAGCGAUGGACACUCACUUCGCCAACAUGCGCUCUCUCAUACAGAUCCUGGAUUCCGAGCUGUUUGAACUCAUGCACCAGAACGGAGACUACACCCACUUCUACUUCUGCUACCGCUGGUUUCUCCUGGACUUCAAACGAGAGCUGGUGUAUGAUGAUGUUUUUGCUGUCUGGGAAACCAUCUGGGCGGCCAAGUGUGUCUCCUCCAGUCACUUUGUCCUCUUCAUCGCUCUGGCCCUGGUGGAGAUCUACAGGGACAUCAUCCUGGAGAACAACAUGGACUUCACAGACAUCAUUAAGUUCUUCAAUGAAAUGGCCGAGCAUCACAACAUAACGCAGAUUUUGACCCUGGCCAGAGACCUGGUGUGCAAAGUGCAGAUGCUGAUAGAGAACAAGUGAUUGUGCUUUUUUGUUCUUCUCCUUUCCUUCCAAGUCAAGUGUGAACAGCUGUAGCAGCACAAGAUUCACACACACACACACACACACACACACAGUCACACACACACAUACACACACACACACUACACAGAACCUUUACAAUCACAGGUUGCUGCUAUGAGCUUUAUUGAAUGUAUAUGUUAUUUGUGUUGUCUACAGGUGUACAAGAAUAUUACGCUUAAUAUUUGUCAGUAUAAGUUCAAGUGAAAACAAGUGUAACUUACGAACUAUUCAAUUGCUAAAUAUUUUUUGUCUGAAAUCCCAUAAGUGUAAUCUUAAUCCGAGUGCUCUUAAUAUUUUGAGAUACAGAAGGUUUUAGCUGCGCAUUUCAAACCAAAAUACGGAGUUGAAUUCAACCAGAGACUAUAUUUAUGAAAAAAAUAUAUUGUGAUAAUCGUUUAUAUAAUAUUUUAUUAGUCACUCUACAAGAUUACAGUUUACAUAUAUCAACAGUUUGCACCCAACUGCUGUCUGUUAGUAGCAGAAAGAAUGUUUAAUUUUCUUUAAGCACAAUAACUUAAAAUCAUAUAAAUUUAAAGUGAUGACUUGAUUUAGGACAUUCUUGGGCCUGCAGCUCAAAGCGAAACCAAUUUUAACAUAUUUAAGACACAACUUUAACAAUCAUAUAGCUUUUAUCACCACACCAGUGAUUUAGCAUCUGACAGUGUUUUUUAUGUGACUGAACUGCCUCGCCUGCCAAAUAGUAUGUGUUUAUUUGUUGUGUGUCUGUUGUAAUGUACUCAAAAACGCAUUUAAAUAAGGAGAGUUAAAUUAUGUUACACCUAGUAAAAUGAUAAUGUUUGAAUGAUGUAUGGAUUUCUGGGUAGAGAUUCAUAAGAAGGAAUACAUGAUUUAAUAAGUUGAGUUUUAUUUUAUUACUUUCUGGUGAGUUAGUGUAUGUUUUAUGAAUCGCUUCGUUUUUGUCUGGUGCUUGUUUUAGCUUCAGUAGGAUUGUAAAUAGGGAGACUGGACGAUGACAUGACAGUGACCAAAUACAGUGACAGAUGAAAAUGGAGGAUACAGUAUGAAUUACAAAUUUUAUUUAUUAUGUGGAAGAUGGUUUCUCUAUUUUGGUGAUCUCGGGCUUGUGAGGACACAAAGAUUUAUGACUCCCCCUUAACUUAUCACUAGUGUUCAUCUCAGUUAUUAAUAUUAAUUCCUGCCUAACUUUACUCACUUAUUAUUUAAGUGUUGUUUUCCAGAUGUGGUGAGAUGAAUUACGUUUAAUACUGAUGUCCCGUGAAUGCUUUCUGCUUACUCAAAACCUAUUUUAAAUUAUGGUAACAUUUAAUGCAAAUGUAUUUAUUUAUUUUCAGUUAAUUUCAGAUGCUGCUUUGUUUGUAAAGCCAAUUACCUUAUUUUGUGGCAAGUUCGAAAUGUGUAUCAGAUUCUUUAUAUACAUGUAUAUAAGCUAUAUACGUGUGUAUAUAUAUUAAAUGGUUUAUGUUUUUGUAAUAAAAAAUUAAAAUGGAA
This is a messenger RNA of Betta splendens (Siamese fighting fish), 5453 nucleotides long. RefSeq names its product small G protein signaling modulator 1a (gene sgsm1a). The record is from RefSeq and is a predicted model, not a curated record. Bases 213 to 3941 code for a protein of 1242 amino acids. NCBI's taxonomy places the organism in Eukaryota, Metazoa, Chordata, Actinopteri, Anabantiformes, Osphronemidae. Gene Ontology annotation, biological process: activation of GTPase activity. The transcript is spliced from 25 exons. Gene Ontology annotation, molecular function: GTPase activator activity.